Messenger RNA from Labrus mixtus (cuckoo wrasse), 5847 nucleotides. It is a transcript of the gene sh2b3, whose product is annotated as SH2B adaptor protein 3. The record is from RefSeq and is a predicted model, not a curated record. Gene Ontology annotation, biological process: intracellular signal transduction. Gene Ontology annotation, cellular component: plasma membrane. Lineage: Eukaryota; Metazoa; Chordata; Actinopteri; Labriformes; Labridae. The coding region runs from base 428 to 2635 and encodes 735 amino acids. The transcript is spliced from 9 exons. Gene Ontology annotation, molecular function: transmembrane receptor protein tyrosine kinase adaptor activity.
GGAGCUGGACCGCGGCACAUUUUUGACAACGGAAAUGAGGAGUCGCCACUCUUCCAGCGUCAAGUUCGUGGCUAAAAGUUUUCAUUCCUCUUUUUUUUUUUCAUUUACUUUGAGGAACCGUCAAGGGCACUCACAAUGAGAGAGGCAGCUACGAGCUUUUUGUCACGCAGCUUCUCCUCCGGUGUCCAGUUUCUUUUGCUCCUCGCCGACGUCGUUUUGAGUUACUUUAGAUGCUUCUCGACACAUUUCCGUUAUGCGAAGUCCAACUUGUUGGUUAGUCGUCGUGCUGCGGUGGGUGCCCGUCCGAGAUAACGGAGAAUGAUAAUGAUAGACUGCAGGCUGUGGAGAGACGUUUUGUCAUUGGUAGCAUGCAGGACAGCUGGAAGGAUGCUUGAUGCAGUGAUUCUCAGCCGGUCUGGUUACUGCAAUGAAUGGUAACACUAUCCAUCCAGCCAACACCACCACAACAGCAGGAGGAAGCCCAGGCUUGGCAGCACCCCCAAGAGGCUGGAGGGAAUUCUGCGAGCUGCAUGCCAUCGCCACAGCCAGGCAGCUGGCCGGACACUACCAGAGCUUCGCUAGAGAGUGGCCGCAACAUGACGUGCUCCCACCAGAGACCUUUUCCAAGCAAUUCACCGACCUAUUCCAGCAGCACUUCUGCUGUGAGGUCGACAAAGACGGCACUCCGCUCAGCCAGAACACAGGUUCUAAUGAUACCAUUAGCGCUUCCUCCACCACUCCAGUAGCUACUUCCCUUCCUUUCGAGGGUUUAAUCGGUCGAUUGCGGAUAACAUCUUUGUCGGGGGUGCAGGAUUACCGAGAGGCGGGCCGGCCGAGUGGAGGGGCUGCUCCAUUUGCACCAGUGUCACCAAAAGUUGAGCCUGUGGUGUUGAGACGCGAACAGGAGCAGCCACUACGAUGCCCUGCAGGAAGCUCUUUAUCAGGAAACCAGGUGGUGCUCAGAGGGUCAAAUCGUUGUAUUGGUAGCGGGUCACUGCUGAGUCGUAGCCGUAGCAACGAAGACAUCUCUGGCACGGAUCGUCGGCAGGUAUCUCAACGGUACUCCUCUGAAUCCUCAACCUCAAACCCUGGACAUGCUGACAUUACACAUUUCUCGGUCAGUCAAAUCCGGCAGACUGUUAGACGGCUUCUCAAGAAACGGCCUGUCCCCAGCCCCCCUUCAUCCCAGGACCUGUCUCUUAGCAACCCUACUACUUACAACAGCAACAACCCCCAAAAUAUUGCUGACAGAGUGGGCAGCAUUUCCUCAACAAAUGAGGAAGUGUCUUCCUCCUCAUCCUCUCACUCUUCCUCUUGUCUGAACUCUGAAGCCACUCCCCCAACUUCUUCACAUGUGACUGUGGCAGGGGUAGCCUCUCACUUCCUUGAUCGUUUCCGUCGGUUACGUGGCGGGAGCAUGAGGCAGAGGAGGUCAGAGGUGAGCAGCUGCUGUAAAGAGGGUUCACUGAGGUACUUGCUUGUGGAUGACACUAUCUCAGACUCUCAGCCUCGCUGGCAACGCUGCCGCCUGCUGGUCAGGAGGAUCAGGGACACUCAAGGAGGAGGAAGAGGAGGAGGAGGGGAGAGAUACCAGUUGGAGCUUUAUGAUCCUCCAAAGGCCUCCAGUCCAAAGCUGACAACCUUCUGCUCAGAUAUCCAAGAGGUCCGUCGUUGCAACCGUCUGGAGAUGCCUGACAACUUAAACACAUUUGUUUUAAAGGUUAAUCGAGGUAGUUUGAUAUUUGAGACAGACAACGACCAGCAGGUCAGCUCCUGGACCACAGAGCUCAAAGAAUGUAUCAGUAACAGGCCAGGCAGUGUGGAUCUGGAGCCCCUCCCCUCUCCAGUUGACAGCUCUAGUCCAGCCAAUCACAGAGGGAGCUCCGAGUUGGGAAGUCACAGCCCCGUCACCUUUGCCCUGCCGGAGCAGGUUGUCCAGAAGAGCGAUCACUUCCUGUUCUCCUACCCCUGGUUCCACGGGCCCAUCUCCAGAGUCAAGGCAGCCCACCUGGUUCAGAGCUCUGGACCAGAGGGCCACGGAGUGUUUCUGGUCCGACAGAGUGAGACGAGAAGAGGAGACUACGUGCUCACUUUUAACUACCAGGGAAAAGCAAAGCACCUGCGCCUCUCUCUAACAGAGUGGGGUCAGUGCAGAGUUCAGCACCUGCGCUUCCCCUCUGUCAUAGACAUGCUCAGUCACUUCCGCCUCUUCCCCAUCCCGCUCGAGUGUGGAGCAGCCGGGGCCGUCACGCUGUCCAGCUUCGUGGUAGCAGGCUCCAGCCCUCCAUCACAGGGUCAACUGUCAGGCGCUCUCCUCGUCCCGUUCUCCCUCCACAGGUGGAGCUCUGAGCCCAGCCUGGCCCACUGCAGCCUCGCUCGCAGCUCCGGCCCCAGCACCACCUCCGGCCCCAGCUCUGUAUCCCAGCCGGGGAGCCGCUCGUCUACUCGCACCAACCCCGCCCCUGCCCCUCCACCCUCAGCCCCCACUCCUCUGCGAAGGAGUGAGUCUGUGGGGAGGAGACCCCUGCUCCGCCACCAUCCCAACCCCCUCCUUCCUCAGCGGGACUCAGACUACGAGCUGGAGCCCGAUCGAGGGCGCAAGCGGGCAAUAGACAACCAGUACAUGUUGAUUUGACCGACAGAGUCACACACCUCUAUCACCUCUGACUGACAGAUGUCAUACAUGAGCACACACACACACACCAGUUCACACACAUUUUGUUACCUGCACCCAACGUCAUGUGGGCGAGUGAGACUCUCAGAGAGCGCAGAAAUACAACCUGAUCACAGCAGCAGACUCACGAACGAGACCAGCUUAGUCUGACUUAGUGUGCAUUUCAAAACACACGCUCACUUUAGGAGUGUAUUACCAGUGUCAGACCGUCACAACCUUCAGCCUGAGUGUCCACAGUGAAUGUAUUUUGGGAGUUUUCUAGCAGUGCUGACCAUGAUGAGGAUGCUAGUUUUUCUAAUGUUCAGGUUCUGGAAGAGAAGAGGAGCUGCACGUGAAGCUGUCCUCCAGAAAAACAAUAUUUUUUAAAUGUUUCUAUUCCUCUGAGGCGCGCUUGAUUUAACAUGUUUGGCACUUCACCUUUACUAAUGGGAGGUAACAGCCUGUGAAAUGUGUUAAAUCAAGUACUCCUUUCAAAUAUUUAUAAGUCAUUUACUCUUCACACACAGGCCUCUGUGUGGAGCACACUCCCACCUUUUUGUACAAACACAAAUGAAAACGCACUCUAUUUUAGAGUGGGACGCACUCUAGUAGAUAUUCUCUUACUGCAAUUAUUAUAUUUUUACGUGCACAGCGCUUUUCAGUGCACUUUGGAAACAAUGUGUAUUUUGUCUAUACACAGGUUCUUUUGUAAAAAAAAAAACAAAAUGAAAGUGAAAAAGUUGGUUAAAGUCAGUUGGGAAGCUGUUAGUAGAAACUGGUCUUGUUUGGCCACUCCUCCUUCAAACGUUCACACAGAACAGGAACGAUCUGGAUCACGACUCAGCAGAUGUUCUUUAAUGGUGUCUCUGAGAUGAUUCAAAGUGUCAUCUCUCAGCAGCAUUCUGUUGAUGGCAGUCCGGUACAACACUCAACCAAAACUGUGCGUGUGUGAAUUUCUGUCCCAGAAUGCACUGGGUUUUCCUAAAGUGUGUUUAUUAGUGUCACAUGUUUCAUUUUUUAGCAUUAUAGUGACGGCAUUACCUCAUCCAAAUGAACUUCUGAGGUAGAUUAAAGGUUUACACGCAAAUAAUCUCUGCCGUAAACUCAAAGAAAAUUGAUGUAAUAUAUCAUACAUCAAAACCCCGCAAUCCUGAAUGAUAGUCUGAAAAAUGGAUGGAUGAAAAUAAUAUUAUAACAACUUUUCCCCAAAGUGAAUUACGUACAUGUAAAGCAGAAACAAGGCACCAAAACAACAAAGUAGUAACAAAGUGAUCUAAGUCCAUUUGUUCAGUCAGUUGUUUCGACUCUCUCGUAAAGAUAUAAAAAGAUGCAGGGUUAAAAUGUACGGCAUUGUUAUGGCUUUAUAACGCAUCGUUAGAUCCUUUAAAGGGCUCUUAAGAGUAGACCAAGACGCAGUGUAACUCCUGAUACACGAGUGCCUUUUUUUGUAAACUUUUGAACAUUUUCUAACUCCGUCGGGCGACUCAGGGACCUCCACCUCGUCUCCAGCUCUUCUAAACACUCAAACAGUAGCAUUCAUUCUUUUCUGUUGAACUUCAUUUUGAACUAGAGGCGUUAUGAGGGAGCAGAUGCGAGGGAGCAGCUUUGCUCUUUAUGUUUUGUUGCCCUUCAACUGAAUCCAUCAACAGUUUGAGGUUCCUUCUGAGAUAGGAUUAAACCAUCGGUUUAAAGCUGCACUGACUAUAACAGAGCAACAACACCCAACUCAGGUGUUACUUUUUUAUCCAGAGCUAAAUUUGUAUCAAAGGUUGAAUACAGAAAUACAUCUUUAAAAAAAAAAAAAAAAAGCAAGCUGUUUUGAUUCAGUGACCAGUGGGUGGAGUGUUUUCUCUCGCCCAUAAUCUGUCAGAAACCUCUCAAAGAGCUCAUUAGUGACCCAAAAUGACACCACCCUCGUCUCUCCUUACAGUAAACUAAGAGCAUCUCAUUAAACAGUGGAUCUUUUCUACAAAUCAAAGCAGCAGUUUCUAACAUGCACCGAUGACCAAUUUUCUGUAAUUGAGUUUCAACCUUCACUGCUAUGGGCAGUGUGCUAGGACUGGGGUGUUCGUCUUCUGACCUUGCUUUCACACUGACUUUAGCCGUUGAUUUAAGAUUGACCGUCUGUGCUUCAUGAAGGGUUUUGAUCUGAUUGUGUCUGCCUCCUUUAUGACCAUUGUUUCCUGUUCUUAUUAAGAAACAUUACUUACUUCCUCAUGAACAUGACCAGAGUAAGUCGGCUGUGAUUACUUCUCUUGUUAUGCAAUAAGUCAGCUUUGUGUACCAAAGGAACAUUUUUACAAUGGUUGAGUAGUUCUCUUUUAUGUAUCUUCAUGAUGAUGACUGACAUUGCUCAAGUGUUUGCAAGGGGAACAAAAACAAAGAUGUUUUUGGCAAAAGUACGGUUGAUCUUCCUGCCUUUAAAAACCUGAGUCUUUAAAAAAAAUCCCCAGACACCUCUGUCUCAUUUCUGCUGAAGGAAAGUAACGGUAAAAUGACUAGUUGGACUCUCGGUCCCCCUCUCAUUGCUGAUUUAUUUUCUUGUUAGGGAGAAGGACUGUGCCUUUGCCAGAAAGCUGCUGUUGCUUUUCCCCUUUUCAAAAGGUCAGGGUGUGAUGUGGUGUAGUGCAAUAUCAGAUGCGCAGUGCUUUACACCUUGUUGUGUGUGUAGGGAACGAUAAGAUGAAUUAUUAAGUAUUCAAUGUAUGCACCUGCUCAUAAACUGAAGAAAAUAUAUUUGACGAAUGUCAAAGUUCCCAGAAAAAAAAGCUAAUUUUAAAGCCCGGUCUAGCACAUUUUUCAAAUUGCUUUAUGUCUUAGUUUCCAUGGUUCUCUCCAAAUGUUUAGCAAUCCAGCUCAUGCUCGAGAACUGCCUCAGGCGUACCUCAGGUGUCUUUAAUCCUCAGAAUCCACUCCAGCUAUCCCCCUCCCCCCAGUGAUAUAUUUGAUUUAGAAAUGUCCAGUUGAUGAAUGUAAUGUGUUCUUAAUACUGUUCAUCCUGUUUGUUAACUUUUAGCACUGUAAACAUUCCAGUUCAACGCAGCAUCCCCUCGACAGCCAAUGAAAUCAACAAGAGCUUUAAAACCUGUCCAUGUGUUUGCAUCCCUUUCAGUAAUAAGCAUCUAAAUUAUAUGAAAUAUAUAUCAACUGUAUAUUUGACUUUUUGUAAAAUAAACCUAACCAAAAAAAAAAAA